Messenger RNA from Phragmites australis (common reed), 498 nucleotides. Its product is annotated as pentatricopeptide repeat-containing protein At5g66520-like. NCBI's taxonomy places the organism in Eukaryota, Viridiplantae, Streptophyta, Magnoliopsida, Poales, Poaceae. Bases 1 to 498 code for a protein of 165 amino acids. Gene Ontology annotation, molecular function: RNA binding; protein binding. The record is from RefSeq and is a predicted model, not a curated record. The transcript has 3 exons. Gene Ontology annotation, biological process: RNA modification.
AUGCCCGUGACUGAAGCUACCGCUGCAGCAGCCGCCGCCUUGACUGGUCAUGACACGCACCUAGCGCUCCCGCUCUACGCUCACCUCCUCCACGCGGACCUCCUUCACACCCCGCGCACCCUCCCGUCCCUCCUCAAGUCGAUUGCCCUGUCCCCCGCCACCCCGGGCGUGACCAGGCUCACGCUCGCCGUGCACGCCCACGUCGUCAAGCUCGCCCUGGUGGGGUUCCACCUCGUGAACAACGUGCUCAUCCACGUCCACGCGGGUCUCCUCGGUCGGCUAGCCGACGGGCAUUCAACUCCUGCGGACAUCGAUGCCUCCACAUUCAACACGCUGAUCACGGCCUACGCUGGGGAUAGGAGGGAGGCGCUGGGGAUGUCUGCACAGAUGCAGGCUGAGGGUGUCUGCCCGGACGACAUGGUGCUCGUGGCGUGUGCACAGCUCGGGGCGCUGGAGCAAGGGAAGUGGGUGCAUGUUACCUUAAGGCAAAUGGCUUAG